This is a messenger RNA of Clunio marinus, 267 nucleotides long. Lineage: Eukaryota; Metazoa; Arthropoda; Insecta; Diptera; Chironomidae. The record is from the annotation of a GenBank genome assembly.
AUGAUCUAUUUCAUCAAAGAAUCUAAAAAAUAUGAUCAAUCUUCAGAAAAUUCAUCAUCGAUGGAAUUAGAAAAUCGAAAUGUUUCAUCUCACUCUCACUAUGAAACUUCAAGAACUGUGAGCUUUAAUUCAAUGCCCAUGGCAUAUGAUGUUAUUUAUGCUCAGAGCUCAUCAGUAAAUCCAGCAAGAAAAGCUCAAAUUCCACCAGAAGAUUCGCCACCAAGUUAUGAUGAAGCACUGAGGAGAGUUAAGCCAAUAAAAAAUUAA